AUGCAUCCUAUUCUCGACCGUGACCGUUUCCAGAACUGCGAAGACCUCAUCGACGCCCUCGAGGAGUGCCACCGUUCUCCGUUCUUUGAAACCGUACUGGGGAAGUGCAGUGAUGUGAAAAUCCAGCUCUCGCAGUGCUUGCACGAGAACCGGCUUGCCAACGACCGUUUGCAGAUUCUGCAGCGGAAGGAGAAAAACAAGCUGCUGGAGGAGAAGAAAAAGAAGAGAGAGGAAGAGGAGUGGGGCGAAAACGGGUACCUCAAGAAGGUUGUUGAGCUAGAGUACCAGAAGAGGAUGCAGCAGCAGAAC
Pichia membranifaciens NRRL Y-2026 is the source of this 309-nucleotide messenger RNA. RefSeq lists its product as hypothetical. The annotation marks the transcript as partial. The transcript has a single exon. The record is from RefSeq and is a predicted model, not a curated record. Lineage: Eukaryota; Fungi; Ascomycota; Pichiomycetes; Pichiales; Pichiaceae.